AAAAGAAUGGCAAAGAGAAGGUGAAGGAACCUCACAGUGUGAAGUUUGCUGAGAACUCCUCAUCAUCAGUGUGGCUGUUGUGUUUUGUGACACUGAAUUUGGACAUGAAGAUCCUUUACCUUCUCUUGGCCGUUCUCCUCACUGUGCUCCAAAGCUCUUUAGGUUUCAUGCGCGUACCUAACAACGAGGCACAGUGUGAGCAGGCAGGAGGGAUAUGCUCCAAGGAUCACUGCUUCCACCUCCAUACCAGAGCCUUUGGGCACUGCCAGAGAGGGGUCCCGUGCUGCCGGACUGUGUACGACUAAUGUUCGCCAGGACCUCAGACCAGCUAAGCAGCUCUUCUGGUGAUGUAAGAUAUUCAUCAUCCUGCUACAAAACCUGGAAUUUGGGGCUGAAAAUACGGGUUUAAUGUGCACCCAUGCAUGCAUGCACCAAAGGCUGAACAGAAGAGAAAAGAAAAGAAACACAUCUGCAAACAAAUAAAAUGACCUGAAGAGACUCUGACAGUGGUCAUUGAACCACUCAGUAAAGAUUAGUGCUCCUUUUCUUUUCUGAAAUAAAAUAGUUUCUAGCAGAAUUACACUGCAUCCCCAUGAGAAGAUGCAGAGCAGAUUCUUGCUUUGGCCUUCAGAUCAGAUGCUUGCAUUUUUCUUUUCUGCUUAGAAUUAACAAUAAUGGAAUUAACAUUGAAAGACAGAAUCUCUAGGAAAGGCUGAAUGCACAGCUGAGGUUUUCAUAUGUUGUAGACCACGUAUCUCUACACAUUUUUAUAAGUGUUCUCCAGAAGAUU
Messenger RNA from Gallus gallus (chicken), 790 nucleotides. RefSeq names its product avian beta-defensin 8 (gene AvBD8). The record is from RefSeq and is marked validated. Gene Ontology annotation, cellular component: extracellular region. Gene Ontology annotation, molecular function: CCR6 chemokine receptor binding; chemoattractant activity. Lineage: Eukaryota; Metazoa; Chordata; Aves; Galliformes; Phasianidae. Gene Ontology annotation, biological process: cell chemotaxis; defense response to bacterium.